AUGUUCAGGAACAACUACGAUAACGAUUCCGUCACAUUCUCACCCCAAGGCCGGAUAUUCCAGGUCGAGUAUGCGGCGGAGGCAGUCAAGCAGGGUUCAGUAGUGGUGGGCAUCGCCAGCAAGACACACGCCGUUCUGGCAGCGAUCAAGCGCAAUGCCGAAGAACUAUCAUCAUACCAAAAGAAGCUGUUCCCCGUCGACGAGCACGCCGGCAUCGCCAUCGCGGGCCUCACCUCGGACGCGCGCGUCCUGUCCAACUUCAUGAAGCAGCAGUGCCUGGGCCACCGCCUCACCUACGGCCGCUCCAUGCCCGUCCGCACCCUCGUCGACCUGAUCGGCGAGAAGGCCCAGAUCAACACGCAGCACUACGGCAAGCGGCCCUACGGCGUCGGCCUGCUCGUCGCGGGCGUCGACGAGCGCGGCCCCCACCUGUUCGAGUUCCAGCCGUCGGGCAUGACCGAGGAGAUGGUCGCCUUCGCCAUCGGCGCGCGCUCCCAGAUGGCCCGCACCUACCUCGAGCGCAACAUCGACAAGUUUGCCGACUGCGACCGCGAGGAGCUCAUCCGCCACGGCCUGCGCGCCCUCAAGGAGAGCCUCGUCCAGGACCGCGAGCUGACGAUCGAGAACACGAGCGUCGGCGUCGUGGGCCUCGUGCCCGGCGCCGACGGCAAGAAGAAGCAGGUCCAGCCCUUCAAGGUGCACGACGGUCAGGACGUUAAGGACUGGAUAGACAGCGUGGCCGAUGACAAGGAGGGCAGCGGCGGCGCGGAGACGGCGGAGGAGGGCAUGGAGGUGGACAGCUAG
Molecule: messenger RNA, 804 nt
Organism: Thyridium curvatum
Lineage: Eukaryota; Fungi; Ascomycota; Sordariomycetes; Thyridiales; Thyridiaceae
Exons: 3
Coding region: 1-804 (267 amino acids)
Biological process (GO): ubiquitin-dependent protein catabolic process
Cellular component (GO): proteasome core complex; proteasome core complex, alpha-subunit complex; nucleus
Source: RefSeq, a predicted model, not a curated record